GGGAGGCAGGCAGGGCUCAUGCCUACAAGCGAGGAAUUGGAGCAAGGUCCAGAGUUUGCAGGGUCUAAGGAAACCCAGGAGCUCAGGCUGCCCUUCAGCUGCUCCAGCUCCUGUACUGGGUCUUCCCCAGAGGUCUCCUCACCUCUGUUCUCUCCCUCCUGAACAUCCUGGACUGGAUUCCAGUUUUCUAAGGCUUCUGAGCAGGUUGCUCCAUUGUUCAUCAACAUGGAAAAGGCAGCUGGGUUCCCUGAGGAUAAACAAGUUACAUGCUUCUCCAAUCCUGUAGUCAUUUCCAAAGACAGAAGUAAUUUAUCUAAGGAAGUUGUCGAGAAUAUCCAGACUGCUGUGGAAGCAGGGAAAUGGGUAGAAGUAGUCUCUAUAGUUAAGAAUAUCAAAGAGGAAGAAUCAAGAACCACAGUGAAAAUUGCUGUAACUGGAGACUCCGGCAAUGGCAUGUCAUCCUUCAUCAAUGCUCUUAGGGAGAUUGGACAUGAGGAGAAGGAUUCAGCUCCCACUGGGGUGGUGAGGACCACACAGAAACCGGCCCUAUACUCCUCCUCCAAGUUUCCCAGUGUGGACCUGUGGGACCUGCCUGGCACAGGGGUCACAUCCCAGAGCAUGGAGAACUACCUGGAGGAGAUGGACUUCAGCAAAUAUGACCUGAUCAUCAUCAUCGCUUCUGAGCAGUUCAGUUCGAAUCAUGUGAAGCUGGCCAAAGCCAUGCAGAGCAUGAGAAGGAGGUUCUAUGUCGUCUGGACAAAGCUGGACAGGGACCUCGACACUAGUGCCCUCCCAGAACCCCAGCUACGGGAGAACAUCCAAAAGAACAUCCAGGAAAACCUCCAGAAGGAGGGGGUGGAGGAGCCCCCCAUAUUCCUAGUGUCCAACUUUAGUCCUGAUUCUCUCGAUUUCCCUAAGCUUAGAGAAUCACUGACAAAAGACCUCCAUAGCAUCAGGUAUGAUGGUCUCUUUGGAACCCUUUUCCAAGUCUGUGAGGAGGUUGUUAGUAAGAAAGUGGAAUUUAUUAAAGGGAUCAUAAAGAAGAAUGAUUCAUGGGGAGUUUUAGAAAUCUCAGAUCCAAAUAAUCUGGAAGAGUGUCAGAAAGUCUUCCAACAAAAAUUUGGUGUAGAUGACAAUUCUCCUCACCAGGUGGCUCUGAAUAUGAGUCAGCCCCAGGUUAUACAGAAGCACCUACAAGAUGGCUCGACACUGUCUCUGCCGCACCAGCUGCGCGUUCGAGCUGUUAACUUUGUCUCUUGCUGUUUUGACUCAACACACAGGCAACAGGCACGUGUACUUGAUGAAGCUGCUGAGAAAACCAAGAAAAUUUUGAAUAAAAUCUUGAAGGACAUUUUCCUUCCUUAGGAAGGGCUAGUUAACCAAGGUUCUCUCCCAGCUUUCUACCUGACAUCUACCCCCAGUUGAACUUAAUUGUCAUAUGGGUUUCAAGUUCUUUGAGAUUAAUAGGCCGACUUUCUUGAUGGGCAUCCCCUCAGUAAACAGCGCCCCGGGUUUUGCUUUUUACCAUUUGUUUAAUUUUGUUUUAACUGAACUUUCUGGGAUCCCAAUAAAGGAGACAUUUCCUUUUUCAAAUUACGUAGAAUUUCACGUUUGACACAUGGUCACCUUAGCACCUAUGACUAAUAUAGUUUCUCUUAGAGGCCUUUUAAUUUUAGCUUCUGUCUUUCCCCCUCUCUUUUCUUCCCUCUCGUGGGAGGUGGAGCAUCCUUUCGGGAAUGAGGAAGAGUUUGUUUCUGCCCACUGUCUGAAACAUGGCUAGUAGAGGCCUGUUCUCUGACCUGUCCUCUGAUGUGUAAAGAGAGGGGAUUUAACUCUGUACCACUGGUCACAGGAUGCACAAAUUGCUGACUGGAAGACUUCUAGGUCCCCCACACUACCCCAGUGGUGCCACGGAUGUCAUGGCCCCUCACACUCAGGGCACCCACAGUCUCCUAUUGCAUCUGACUUCUUCAUCCACCCCCUAAUUCUCCAGGUCAAACCCCUAUCCAGACACAUAGACCCUCCUCCCUUCCUCAUGGAGCUUUCCCAUUUCUCUCAGGUGUGUGUGUGUGUGUUUGUGUUUAUUUAAGACAGAUCCUUCUCCGUGUGCUGUUACAUCCCUUUUCUCAUUCCCCCUCUCAAUGGAUGUCAGUGGGCUGUUGUAGGGCCCAGCCCAGCCAUUCAAACAAUAGACCCGAGUUUCAGUUUACCCUAAAGCAAUACCUGGUUUGGGGAAAGAUCACAAACUGAGAGCACACAGUCUCCAACCAGGAAUGGAUCUUUUAAAGGCAAAAUACCAAAUGUUCCAAAAGAAAUACCUAAUGUUUCAACCAUCGUAGAUGUAGAUUCCAGCAUCACCAGCUGUCCCUUAGCCCAGCACACACCCAUCCCCUUUCACCAAGACACCCGUAGACAAAUGUCAGCCAAUCAGGGGUCCUGAACCUUAGGAAUCCCCUCACCUCAACCUCUGCUAUGUUAAGAACCCCACCCAAACUGGGUUUUUUAUGACUCACUGUGCUGUCAGAUGGGUGGAGGGUCCAAGCUGGAGCCGGAAUGAAGGCUCUUUGCUUUUGCAUAUGAGUGCGGACUCUGUGGUUGUUUGGGGGACCCUGUGAUCUGGGCAUAACACUGUCAUCCCUGUGCCCUCCACCUCUUUCUUUUCAGAACACUAAAGACUUUCCUCUUCCAGCCAUUGCCAAGGUCAUAUCCCAGCAUGCCUGCUUCCGUGCCACUUGUGCCAGGAAGGGGUGAUUUUUGCCUGGCAGUUUGACAGUAUAGCCCAUGCUAGAUGAAAGACAGUCAUCACAAUAGGAGCAUAGGGUAGCUGGUCACAUUGUGGAGAGAGAGAGAGAGAGAGAGAGAGAGAGAGAGAGAGAGAGAGAGAGGAGAGAGAGAGAGAGAGGCAUUCUGCUCCUUGGCUCAUGUUCUUAUUUUCACUCAGCCCAAGGCCUCAGUCCAUAGAACGAAACCAUCCAUGUUCAGAGUAGGUCUUCCAACCACAGUGAACCAAGUUUAGAAACUCUCUCGCAGAAAUUCAUAGUUAUUCCAGAUCCUGACAAUUUGACAUUCAAUAUUAACUUCACAGGUACAGUAAUAGCAAGGGGUAUAUUGGAGUUUUAUUGAUUAACACUGGGAAGAAGGUUGGGUGUGGCUCAGUAAUACAGUGCUUGCCUAGCACAUGGGUUUUGAUACCUAAAAAGAAAUUGUUCAAACAAAGUCUGUUUUGAGACAGAAAGAAAAUGUAAUUGUAUUAGUUGAGAAAAACGCAUCAACUAUAUCAUCUUGCUGGCACAAGAACUUUGUAAAAACGAAUCACUCAAAAGGAAAAGGGAGGUCUACUUUAUAUGCUGGGGUAAGGAUGGGCUGUAGGAUGUCUCAGUGGUGGUGGGAUUGGGACUGAGGGUGAGCACAGCUGUGCCUGGCCUCACCUUCCACCCUCUUAUUCCUUUGUUACAUGAUUCGAUAGACUCACAGGGAGGGUCUGCAAAGAAAUCACUCAAGUUUUGUUUGUCAUCCGGAUGCUCAGAAAUCAUUGUUGAUGUCAAGUUUGUAGCGUAGAUUCUGCUACAGUGUGUUCACUGUGAGAAAGUGAGCUUGCUCGUUUAAAGUCAUGCGACUAUUGCAGCUAAGGUUGUAUGUGUUUGGCUCCAGCACCAAGGAAACUGACAUGCAGACUGCGACUCACUGUGGGCCCGACUGGGACAGCAGGGUGUAAAUUCUCUCUAUGUCCUAGAACAUAAAUGUAGAUUUUCUCCUUGCUUGCUCUCUAUACAUACUUCUCUACGCACAGAUACAGAAAUAUAUGUACAUGUUAUAUAUUCACCAUACACAUAUAUUGUGUAUUGCAUGUAACAUAACAUUAAUCUAUAUGAUAAAUAAAUAAUAAGA
This is a messenger RNA of Chionomys nivalis (European snow vole), 3888 nucleotides long. RefSeq names its product immunity-related GTPase family M protein 2-like. The record is from RefSeq and is a predicted model, not a curated record. The coding region runs from base 226 to 1365 and encodes 379 amino acids. The transcript has 2 exons. Gene Ontology annotation, biological process: cellular response to interferon-beta; defense response. Gene Ontology annotation, molecular function: GTP binding; GTPase activity. Gene Ontology annotation, cellular component: endoplasmic reticulum membrane. NCBI's taxonomy places the organism in Eukaryota, Metazoa, Chordata, Mammalia, Rodentia, Cricetidae.